AUGUCGUUCUGCAGCCAGCAGCUCAGCUCCCGCUGCUUCCCCCCGUGCGAGGUGUCCUGCUGCCAGCCCAUCGCCGACGCCUGGAGCCAGCCCUGUGUCACCUCCUGCGGGGACUCCCGGGCUGUGGUCUACCCACCCCCGGUGGUCAUCACCUUCCCAGGCCCCAUCCUCAGCUCCUGCCCUCAGGAGAGCUUUGUGGGCAGCUCAGCCCCGCUGGGGCUGGAUCGCCCCAGGGGCUUGCAGGGCUCUCUUGUCUAUGGGGGCUACUUGUCCUCCUCCUCCUCGUUGUUGAGCCAGCGCUACGGGAGCUGUGGGCCCUGCUAA
This is a messenger RNA of Colius striatus (speckled mousebird), 324 nucleotides long. Its product is annotated as scale keratin-like. The coding region runs from base 1 to 324 and encodes 107 amino acids. The transcript has a single exon. The record is from RefSeq and is a predicted model, not a curated record. NCBI's taxonomy places the organism in Eukaryota, Metazoa, Chordata, Aves, Coliiformes, Coliidae. Gene Ontology annotation, cellular component: intermediate filament. Gene Ontology annotation, molecular function: structural constituent of cytoskeleton.